Molecule: messenger RNA, 817 nt
Organism: Calliphora vicina (urban bluebottle blowfly)
Lineage: Eukaryota; Metazoa; Arthropoda; Insecta; Diptera; Calliphoridae
Exons: 2
Coding region: 70-714 (214 amino acids)
Source: RefSeq, a predicted model, not a curated record
AAAUCUAAUGGAACUAAUGCAAGUGAACGCUUAAGGCGACAGUAUAAUUCUAACAAUUAUCGGUGGAACAUGAAUUUCAAAUUUUCAACAACAACAUUUAUAAUUUUAAUAGCGAUCGGUCUAGAACAGGUCAUCUCAGCUGAAGCUGCUCAACAAUCAGCUUACAUUAAUAACAGCGAAGAUGAAAGUAAAUUGAUUGCACAAUUCUACAAUUAUGUGGAUAUUAUAAUGAACAUUAAACUGGACAAUAUGCUGAAGAUGACUCAAGAGUUUACGGAUAGACUAUUGGAUUCCAUACCCCUUGGGGAACGAGGCAAUACAGCCGAAUUGUUGCAUCAAUAUCGAGUCAACUCCCAGAGGCUGAGGGAUGAGGGUGGCAGCAUACAAGACAAGGAGAAUUUAUUAAUGGAAUUGCAGCAGCUGAUUGCCACCAUUAAAUCCGGUUUGGCCAAACAGGAAAGAGAGGAUAUUAUUUUGCGUCGUGGUUUGUUGGGCAUGUUUGAGUUGUUGGCCCGUCUCUCUAUAGAGGAGCGCAAAUGCAAUAAUAAAUUUUCCAAGGCAGCCAGAUUAUUACGUCAACGCUUCUCAGAGCAGGGCAUACAACGUCAUGGAGAACUUUUUGAAUUGUUGCAGGAACUCAAUGAUGAACAUGACAUUGUACACAGAGAGAAAUUAUUUGCACGUUUUAAGGAAUUAAAAGCCAAUGAAAUAUGAAAUGUUUAAACACACAAACACAAUAUAUUUAUUCAAUAUUUAUGAAAUAUAUAAUUAAAUAGAUAAAAAAAACUAACUAAGUUUGCAUGUAUAAAUCCAUAAA